AUGCUCACCAACUUACAGGCAACUAAUGCGCUAACCAGUUCCAAUUACCCUUCUCAUGGCCUGUCGUAUGGGCUCGGCACGCCUCCUCACUCGGGCUUCUGCGUUGCCCAGGCUUUCGCUACCCAGGAAACCCCAUUUCCGACUACUACCGCUGCCCAGAGCUUUCUCAUCAUCCAGUGCGCCCAGCCCAUCUUCCACGCCAUUCGCUCUCCUAACCAAGUUGUCCGCAAAGCACAUCGUCAGUCUGGCGCCGCCGCCAAGACACCCUCCACAGUCACCAUCCGCGGACACACCUGCAAAACGGACCCCGAGUGGUUCAAUAUCCCCGAUAAUGUCCUCGACGCCGCCACGCGCCGGCUGCAUCUGCAGAAGGACCACCCUGUUUGCAUCACCCGUCAGAUCAUCCAGGCCAACUUCCCCGCGCCGACCUUCAAGUACCACAACGAUUUCAGCCCCGUCGUGACGACGCGGCAAAACUUUGACUCGCUCGGCUUCCCUGCCGACCACCCCGGCCGCGCCCGCUCCGACACCUACUACAUCGACGCCGCCACCCUGCUGCGGACUCACACGAGCGCCCACCAGGCCGAGACCUUUCGCGCCAACGAGAGCGCCGGCUACCUCAUCUCCGCCGACGUCUACCGCCGCGACGCCGUCGACCGCAGCCACUACCCGGCCUUUCACCAGAUGGAGGGCGCCCGCCACUGGGACCGCCGCGAGGUGCCGGGCGGCGAUGUCACCGCCGCGGUCCGCCGCGACCUCGAGGCGCUACCGGAGCAUGGCGUCAUCGUUGAGGAUCCGAACCCGCCGUGGCACGCGGAGCGGAACCCCAUCCAGGACGCGCACCACUCCGCCGCUGAGGCCGAGGCCAUCGGCGCGCACCUGAAGCGCUCGCUGGAGAACAUGGUUGUGGACGUCUUCUCGCGGGCCAAGGCCGCGGCCAAGCGUGCGGACCCGGACUUCGUGGACGAGCCGCUCAGAAUGCGCUGGGUGGAGGCUUACUUCCCCUUCACCAGCCCGUCGUGGGAGCUGGAGGUGUACUACGCCGGCGACUGGCUCGAGGUCCUCGGCUGCGGGGUGGUGAAGCAGGACUUGUUCAUCAACGCCGGCGUCCCAUCCAAGCUGGGCUGGGCAUUUGGAAUUGGCAUCGACCGCAUCGCCAUGCUGCUGUUCAAGAUCCCAGACAUCCGCCUGUUUUGGUCGCGGGACAACCGCUUCCUCACGCAGUUCGCCGGCGUCUCGGACGACCUGGACAAGUUGAAGCUGUUUGCUCCGUUUUCCAAGUACCCACCCAGCCCUCGCGACGUCUCGUUCUGGCUCAACACCUCUACGUCUUCAGCGGCGGGGGGGAACACCAAGAACGCCUUUCACGAAAACGACGUCAUGGAGCUUGUGCGCAACAUUGCUGGCGACGUCGUCGAGGAUGUACGACUCAUCGACGAGUUUACACACCCCAAGACGGGGAAAAAGAGCAUGGCGUAUCACAUCGUGUACCGCAGCCUGGAGAGGACGUUGACGACGGAGGAGGCCAACAAGUACCAUGAUCUGGUAAGAAAGGCAUUGGUUGAAGAGCUUGGAGUUGAAUUGCGGUAA
Cordyceps fumosorosea ARSEF 2679 is the source of this 1590-nucleotide messenger RNA. Its product is annotated as phenylalanyl-tRNA synthetase. NCBI's taxonomy places the organism in Eukaryota, Fungi, Ascomycota, Sordariomycetes, Hypocreales, Cordycipitaceae. Bases 1 to 1590 code for a protein of 529 amino acids. The record is from RefSeq and is a predicted model, not a curated record. Gene Ontology annotation, molecular function: tRNA binding; ATP binding; phenylalanine-tRNA ligase activity. The transcript is spliced from 2 exons. Gene Ontology annotation, cellular component: mitochondrion; cytoplasm. Gene Ontology annotation, biological process: phenylalanyl-tRNA aminoacylation.